CAGUGACAGCUCAGUCAGCGGCUGGAGCAGAAUGGACUGCCGUAACUUCCACCGAGAUGUUCUCUGACAGAAUAUGCGGCCGUGCGUGAGCGUGUUUUAACUCUGUGUGAGUGUGUGUUAGAGGCGGGGAGGUGGACACACACACAUGCACUGCCUAAAAAAACAAUGGCAUUGAACAGAGUGUCUCAACUCUGCCACGAAAUCACCAGGCUAUGGCUGCAGCUGAAGAUGAUGACAGAUGACAUCGUGCAAAAGGAUGAUACUCCUAUGUAUGCAGCACAAAUCGGCUCUGAACUCCAGAAGCAGUUUGCCAUCCUGCCAGGGGGGCGAGGGAUGAAUGGAAACCCCGUCAUCGUCUUCCCAGAAUUCCCAACUUUCAGCGAGCUAGAAGAGGAGGAGCUCCAAAAUGUCCUCAGCUACCUCACGAGUGUCCCCAGUGUGGAAGCAUCAGGAGUGGGUUUCAUCCUGGUCAUCGACAGACGGCUGGACCGAUGGGCUGCCGUCAGGGCCACCCUGCUCCGCAUCGCAGGUUCAUUUCCCGGGAACUUACACUUGGUUCUGGUGUUGCGUCCCACUACUUUGUUCCAGCGGACUCUCUCGGACUUCCUGUUCAAGUUCAACAGGGAUGAGUUCAAAAUGAAGGUGGUGAUGCUGAGUUCUGUGACUGAGCUCCAUGCGUAUAUCGAUCCAGGACAACUAACCAAAGAGUUGGGAGGCACACAGGAAUACCACCAUGACAGCUGGAUCUCACACCGCACUGCCAUUGAGGCCUUCGCCCUCAUGGUGAAGACCACGGCUCAGACCUUGCAAGCGUUUGGCACUGAGCUUGCAGAGACCGAGUUACCCAACGAUGCUGAGGCCACCACCAUCCUGCUGCAGACGCACACACUGAAAAAGGAUACAAUGAAGGAGGACCUGAGGGUGGCGCAGUCACAAGGAGGACGGCUGCUGGAUUGCAUCAACGAGCCUCUCAAGGCAGACCCCGAAUACAACAUGAUGCAUGAUGAACAGGAAAACUUGGCCACUGUGCAGAGACUCCUAGGUCAGCUGGAUGAGACGGAGACGGCAUUUGACGACUUCUGGGAACGCCACCGUACCAAGCUGGAGCAGUGUUUGCAGCUCCGCCAUUUUGAGCAGCACUUCCGUGAAGUGUGCGCCCAGCUUGAUGUGAUGUCCGAGCGAUUGUCAGGCUUCUCCGAGGUCAGCAUAAGCCCCGCCCAUGCAGAGCACGUCCUCAGAGAGCUCAGCGGCCACGAGGAUAAAGCCCGAGACAUCUUAGAUGUCGCCUUGUCCUUGGUCAGUGAAGGUGACAGGCUGAUAGAAAACUCCCACUACGCCGAGGACUCCAUCAGGCCAAAGUGCACCGAACUGAGAGGAGUGUGUGAGGAGAUCAGCUCCACUCUGAGGAGCAAAAAGAGCCUCCUGCUAAGAGCCAUGGAGCUCCACCACGCUCUGGAGAAGGCAUCGCACUGGUGUGAGGAAGGCAUCUUCCUGUUGGCUAACCAGCCAGUGGACCGCUGUCAGUCUCAGGACGGGGCAGAAGCAGCUCUACAAGAACUGGAGAGAUACCUGGAUACAGCAUCCCUGCACACCCUCACUGACCGCAGCGCCAUCUGCUGCCAGUACGAGGCGGUGCUCAACUCUCAGCUCAGGGACCAGAUAGAGAGAGUUUUCCAGAAGCAAAGCUCCGUCCAGGAGAUGUUCGAGAAGAGACGCGUCAGCCUGAAGAAGCUCGCCGCUAAACAGACGAGACCAGUCCAGCCAGUAGCUCCAAGACCUGAAGUCAAGUCUCCGCAUUCUUCUCCCCAUCUAGAGAGAAAAGACAGGAGAUACUCUGCUGAUAAUGCCCUCUCCAAAAAGGUGGAGUCUCCUGUACACAACGGUGGCACAAGACAUGCUUCUCUUUCAGAAGAAGAAGAAAACUUGGCAGUGCUUCGCCGUCACGUGAUGAACGAGCUGCUGGAGACGGAGAGAGCUUACGUCGAGGAGCUGCUGUGUGUGCUGGAGGGCUACGCGGCAGAGAUGGACAACCCUGCCAUGGCUCAUCUCAUCCCCAGCAACCUGCACAGCAAGAAGGACAUCCUGUUUGGGAACAUGCCGGAAAUCUACCAGUUUCACAAGAGGACAUUUCUGAAGGAACUGGAAGCAUACACUGACUGCCCAGAGCUGGUGGGCCGCUGCUUUUUAGAACGGAUGAAGGACCUGCAGAUCUACGAGGCUUACUGCCAAAAUAAACCUCGCUCCGAGAGCUUGUGGAGACAGUGCUCCGACUGUGCCUUCUUCCAGGAGUGCCAGAAGAAGCUGGAACAUAAACUUGGAUUGGACUCCUACCUCCUUAAACCCGUCCAGAGAAUCACCAAGUACCAGCUACUGCUUAAGGAGAUGUUGAAGUACAGCAAGGGCUGUGAUGGUUGUGACGACCUACAGGAAGCGCUGUCCUCCAUUCUUGGGAUUCUCAAAGCCGUUAAUGACUCCAUGCAUCUCAUUGCCAUCACAGGAUAUGAGGGUAACCUGUCAGAGCUGGGUCGUCUGCUGAUGCAGGGCUCCUUCAGCGUGUGGACCGAGCAUAAGAAAGGUCACGCCAAAGUGAAGGACCUGGCCAGGUUUAAGCCCAUGCAGAGGCACCUGUUCCUGCACCAGAAGGCCCUGCUCUUCUGCAAGAGGAGAGAGGAGAACGGGGAGGGCUACGAGAAAGCGCCGUCUUACAGCUUCAAACACUCCCUCAGUAUGAGUGCGGUGGGCAUCACAGAGAAUGCCAAGGGAGACAACAAGAAGUUUGAGAUCUGGUGCAACUCGAGAGAAGAAGUUUUUAUAGUGCAGGCCCCGACGCCGGAGAUUAAAACGGCAUGGGUGAACGAGAUCCGCAAAGUUUUGACUCAGCAGCUCAAAGCCUGCAGAGAUGCCAGCCAGCAGAAGAGCUCAGACUCUAUGUCCCCAAGUCCCACCAGCAACAACACUACUUCCAUCUCUCUCAGCCCUUUCCGCAGCAGUGGUCAGAAGAACCAGAAGAAGCAAGAGGAGAAGAAGACUGAGCCAGCCCCGACCUCUGACAGCAACUCGUCAUCCUCGCCGAAACACAAAGAUGAGCCGGUGACCAGUCCGACCACUGACAGGUCCUCAGUGGCCAAAAAGCGUUUUACUUUGCAGGGCUUCAGCAAUCUCAAGAGUCCCAAAGACAGUCUGCCUCCUGGUGGCUCGACUCUGAGCCCUGAGCACAGCUCCAAACGCCACCUGGUAAAGAGCGAUCCCACACCAUUUGGGUUCAAAGAGCCGGCUCCCCACGUCACUCUGAGCAGAGUCAGAUGGAUGAGCACCUCUAGUCUGUUACAGAGCAAGCGGCGAGGCUGGAACAAGGCGUCUCUCUCAGCGGACGCCUCAGAAGAGAAUGAUGGGUACUCCAGCGGCGAGGACCCCAUGAACUCUGACCCCGAGGACGAAGUAGGAAAGAAGCUGGCUCCAGGAAAGUAUACUGUGGUAGCAGACUGCGAGAAAGCGGGACCUCAGGAGCUGUCUGUUAAGAGUGGAGACAUGGUCCAGCUGAUCAGAGAAGGAGAGGAGGGACAGUGGUUCGUAAAGAACCUUCGCACCAGUAAGGAGGGCUGGGUGGCAGCAGCAAACCUCCUCAGCCUCAUCUCAGAGUCCAAGUCAUCUCAAUCACUCAGCAGCUCAGAUGGCAGCGUCUCUGGGAACCUCAGCACUUCUUCCAGCUGCAGUGAGACCUACACCAGCUUCUCCGACAUCAAACCCUGACCUGAGUCAGGUCUUCCCAGCUUUUUUUUUUUUUUUUAAUCACUGCACCUAAAAUCAUUUUGUACAGGUGGAAAAUGCUUAAAAAACAAAGGAAAAAAAAAAAGCUGGAGUUUGGUCUGACAGGAGGACAGUCACCCACCUCACAGUUUAUAAAUCCAUCUGAAAACCAAAACUUUCUCUGCAGAUCAGCCAGCGCUGACUAAGUGCUAACUGCCCCCCUUUUUCUGGAGUAUUUAGAAGAACUGCACUGUCAUUUAAAAUUGUUUUUAUAUUCAAAGGUGUCAGCAUGUUGGUAGAAUUUAAGUAUAGAUUUUUUUUAUUUUUUAUUUUGCCGUUCCUUCGAGCGAGAGGGAAAUAUCAGGGAUAUCUGUCGGCACACAAGUCAUGUGAUGUAUCACCUCCUGCGAGGCCUUCUUUAAAGCUAAAUGUCCGCAGUCUAAUAACUUACUGAACAGGCAGUCCAGGCCUAGUGAUUAUGUAGCAUUAAUGUGGAGAGGUUAGAAAGGACAUCUGCACUAAACACGCGUCGUCUGCAGAGGGGACAGAACUGCUGGUUAGUCGAGCCCCUUCAAGUCGAUGACGACAUCGCAGCACGGCAACAGAUUCUUGUGCAGGAGGAUGUUAUGUAGACAAACACCAUCAGACCCCCGAUAAUGCUGGCUUUGGUGUCAGUCGCUGAUCGCACACUGUGAAAAGUAGCAGGCGGCCGCAAGAGGAAAAAUGCUUUCAGUACAUCUGGGAGGAAAAGUGAGCAGGUUGAUUGCGUGGAGGCGUUUUGUGUUGUUGAAGCUACUAAAGAACACUGUAUUCCUCACACAUGGAUAAUGAGCUUCCCUUAAAAGCUGUUUUUAUGAUAUUAAGAGCCGCACUAGGUGAAUGUCAACAGCAGUACAACCUGGUGGUCAGGUGUCUUGCACUUCAUUCUAAACAAAUCUUUUUCCUCCUAUGAGGAAUUGAGCAACCCACCGGUGCACUGCUCUGGAUUUUUACCUCUCAGGAAGAUGUUUCUGUAGGCAGACAGGUGUGACUGCAUACCUGUCUUUGUGUCCGUGUGGGUGCGCGCGCACACUCACCUGAUUGUUUGUGUUGACAACAGACAGCAGUUCGAUCAGAGUUUUUCAGACACAUGUGCAGCCUCUGCUCAAACAGCCAUCGCGGCCCAAAUCUCAGUGUUCUGAAUGUGUGUCUGUUUUUUGUGUCACCGUGCUCACCUAUCUUUGGUCUGCACCGCAGCAACAAAAGCAGGCUUUGUCCCCCUCCUCCCCCCUCCUCUCUGUGCAACCAGCCCCAUUCAAGCAUGUGACAGUAGCUGCUUCUCCGCAAGCUGGGUUAAUAAUACCACAGCCCAGACCUGCUCGACAUGUUUGCACCUCCGGCCUGAGAGCAAUACUUUGUGUACUUGACACCAAAAUGUAGCUGAAUAAACAUCACAGUUAAGUAACUAGUUUAGAAAAUCUGAUACGUCCACUGUUCUGAUGUAGAUUGAUGCCAACCGCCUUUGACGACCAGCUGUUCUGCACGCAACCUCUGAAACCUGUGCUAUUCUGAACACUGAAUGACACCUUGCUUUUUAAAUGUUUUUUAAAUAUAUAUCCCAGGAUUUUUACUGUAUCCACGAGGUACACUGUAAAACAAUCUCUCCUUUUUCCACCUGCGUUGUUGAAUGUGUGACACUGUUUCAAACAGGAAACCAGCUUGUCCACCUGCUCGACAAAGCCAUGAUUAACUGUUUUUUUUUUCUUUGAUUUUUUUUCUUAAUUGGACUAAAAUCAGUGCUUGUAAUCGUGAUUGGCUUCUCAAGAACUUACUGAGAAGCACUUUUUUUUCUUUUAAGAUCAUCCUACUGAACGUAAAGGAAGAGGAAACAAACCAGUUUACAGGCCUUUCGAUGUCAAACUGUGAGCUAAACUGUGGCUUGCAUAGCUGUGCGUCCACGUGCUGAGAAAUAAAUGUUACACUUGUACAGAUGUGUCCUCUUAUACCUCACACUGUUCCCCCUGAAGAGCAUGUAUAUUGUUAAGAGGAGUCUCUCUCUAUCUCUCUGUAUAUCAUCACUCUGUGUGGCAUGUACUUCAUAAGCCCCAUGCUGUAAACCUCCUGGAGAACUAUUUUUUACCUGUUGUACAUUGUGAGAGUUUAUUUUCUGCCCUCUUGAGAAAGCUGACAUGGGCACUAAAGUCGUCAGUUUUUUUUUUUGUUUUUUUUUUUUUUGUUUUGGUCACCCAAAUAAAAUCUUACUGUGUAAUUUGUACUUUUUCGACUCAGAGGCUGGAGACAUGAGAAAGGAUUCUAUUUUUUAAGUUUGUUUUUAUGCAGCACAUUGCAGCACCCACUGUCUUUAUUUUCCUAUUGCACAUCUACUGAAUAUGCUGUUGAUAUAACAGCAUAUUACGAUUUAAAACUUGUUACAAGACAUAUCCAUGUACAUUUGUAAAUAUGUAAUUCUGACUUGUAUGUAAAUUGAAAAGCAGCUUUAAUAAAGUCUGAAAUGGUUUCCUCUAUUGAAUUUA
This is a messenger RNA of Pelmatolapia mariae (spotted tilapia), 6260 nucleotides long. RefSeq names its product mcf.2 cell line derived transforming sequence-like a (gene mcf2la). Gene Ontology annotation, biological process: positive regulation of Rho protein signal transduction; intracellular signal transduction. The record is from RefSeq and is a predicted model, not a curated record. Gene Ontology annotation, molecular function: guanyl-nucleotide exchange factor activity; protein binding. The coding region runs from base 166 to 3750 and encodes 1194 amino acids. NCBI's taxonomy places the organism in Eukaryota, Metazoa, Chordata, Actinopteri, Cichliformes, Cichlidae. The transcript is spliced from 34 exons. Gene Ontology annotation, cellular component: cytoplasm.